Messenger RNA from Trichomycterus rosablanca, 1832 nucleotides. It is a transcript of the gene xkr6a, whose product is annotated as XK, Kell blood group complex subunit-related family, member 6a. Gene Ontology annotation, biological process: phosphatidylserine exposure on apoptotic cell surface; apoptotic process involved in development; engulfment of apoptotic cell. Lineage: Eukaryota; Metazoa; Chordata; Actinopteri; Siluriformes; Trichomycteridae. The transcript has 3 exons. The record is from RefSeq and is a predicted model, not a curated record. Gene Ontology annotation, cellular component: plasma membrane. Bases 1 to 1731 code for a protein of 576 amino acids.
AUGGCAGCGAAAUCCGAUGGCUUGGGGGUCGUUACCGGGUUCUCGCAGCUGGUCGAGCGGGAUGAGGCGGCGGGCGCGGCGGACGAGGACGAACUGGACAGCGCGGCUAUCCACAUCUGCCACUGCUGCAAGACGUCCUCGUGCUACUGGGGCUGCCGGAGCUCGUGCCUCCGCUCGCUGAAGGGGAAGCGGAUCCGGAGGGGAGCUGGGGAACGCUUAUGGCUGGACUGUUUAUGGAUCGUUCUGGCCAUGCUCGUGUUUUUCUGGGACGUGGGCACGGACGUGUGGCUGGCCGUGGACUACUACGCCAAGCGGGACUACGCGUGGUUCGGGCUCACGCUGUUCUUCGUGCUCGCACCGUCCGUGCUGGUGCAGAUCCUGAGCUUCAGGUGGUUCGUGCAGGACUACACGGGCGGAGGCCUGGGGCCGGUGCCGGUGCAGGGGCUCAGCCGGAGAGCCACCGCCGGACUGAGCGCCAGCAGAUACGGCAGGGAUGCGUGCUGCCACAUCUCCAUCUGGAGCUGGCAAGUCCUGCUGCACCUGCUGCAGUUGGGCCAAGUGUGGAGGUACAUUCGCACUAUGUACUUGGGCAUCCAGAGUCGGCGUCAAACCAAGCACAGAAGGCGAUUCUACUGGGCCAUGAUGUACGAGUACGCUGACGUCAACAUGCUUCGGUUGCUGGAGACCUUCCUGGAGAGUGCUCCCCAACUGGUGCUACAACUCUGCAUUAUGAUCCAGAAGAACCGUGCAGAGACCUUGCAGUGCGUCUCCUUGUUGGCUUCACUGCUGUCUCUGUCCUGGGUGUUAGCCUCAUACCAUAAGCUUCUGCGGGACUCCAGAGAUGACAAAAAGAGCAUGAGUUACCGAGGUGCACUGAUCCACAUCAUCUGGAGGCUUUUUACUAUUUCUUCCCGGGUGCUCUCUUUUGCUCUUUUUGCUUCCAUAUUCCACAUAUACUUUGGCAUUUUUGUAGUUAUGCACUGGUGUGCCAUGGCCUUCUGGAUCAUACAUGGAGGCACUGACUUCUGCAUGUCCAAGUGGGAGGAGGUGCUUUUCAACAUGGUAGUGGGAAUUGUCUACAUAUUCUGCUGGUUUAACGUGAAGGAAGGCCGGACCCGCUACCGGAUGAUGAUCUACUACUUCGUGGUGCUGGCCGAGAACACGGUGCUUACCUGCCUCUGGUAUACCUACAGAGACCCAGCCACAACGGAUUCCUAUGCUGUGCCAGUCCUAUGUGGCGUCUACCUAAGUUUUGCCUCAGGUGUCGUCUUUAUGGGCAUUUACUAUGGAGUUCUUCACCCCAUGGGUCCUAGAAUAAGGGUGCUAGCCAGCUCCUGCUGUGCCGAUCUUCUCUGGGGCCUCCCUUUACCUGCCGAGGCUGAGCCCAUGACGCCGACCCCUGUUCCUCGAGCCACGCAGACAACCCCUAGCCGGGCAUCUACGUUGGGUUAUCAGCAACAGGAUGACUCUGUGGAAGAAGAAACAUGCCUACCCGUUUUCCAGGUGCGCUCCCCUGAGCCAACCCCACCAGGCCGCCAUCGUUUAGAGGGGCCGCUUAUCAAAAUCGACAUGCCCCGGAAGCGUUACCCAGCUUGGGACGCCCACUUUGUGGACCGCCGCCUGAGGAGAACUAUAAACAUCUUGCAGUUCAUCAGUCCCUCGGCUGUAGGGAUCAGGUAUAGGGACGGGCCACUGCUGUACGAGCUCCUACAGUACGAGUCUUCUCUGUGACCCCGGCCUCUGCUUCUCUACACCUAGGUCUCUUCUGUCUCAUGUUUUAUUUUUUAUUUUGCAUUUUAUUUAUUUAAAAAUGUCUAGAUUUUCUUUGAUGA